UUACUAUGGUAACACUAAGACGCUGAGAGCGGCCGAGGUCAGGGGAUGGGCCUCGGGGUAUUUGGGGCAUGAAUGGUCAGGAGGGCUAAAUUGUACGAACUGAGGAAAGGGAAGCAGCGCGAGUGGGAGAGGCUUGGAAGAGCUGACAGGAGUAACAUGAGGGGAUUGACAGGAGAAUGAGCUUUCUUCUAUAUUUUUGAUGCACAGAAUUUUGGUUGUUGGGGGCUGCCCGAUGGCCUCAAAUGGUGAAGAUGGUAUUGCUUGGUACCAAAAAAAGAUUGGAGCUUAUGACCAACAGAUAUGGGAAAAGUCUACAGAACAGGCUGAGAUGAAGGGCUUCAAAAACAGACCCAAAAGGAAAGGUCACAUACAGCUUGACCUAAUAGAUGUUGACUUGAUCCGAGGGUCUACAUUUGCCAAAACUAAACCUGAAAUUCCUUGGACAUCUCUUACAAGGAAAGGGAUUGUGCGGGUUGUGUUCUUCCCAUUUUUUAGCCACUGGUGGAUACAGGUCACAUCCCUGUAUAUUUUUAUAUGGCUUCUAGUUCUCUACUUGUUACAAGUUGUAGCAGUUGUGUUGUACUGCAUGAUGCCUAUUGUGAAUGCAAGUGAAAUUAUUGGCCCUUUGUGCCUAAUGCUACUGAUGGGAACUGUACACUGUCAAAUAGUAUCUACUCAGCUGUCUAAACCCUCAGGAACAAAUGGAAGCAGUGCAAGCAAGAAGAGGAGAAAAAUGCGCAAAUUUGCAGGAGGUGAUGGAAGCAGAGAUAUCAGUGCCAGUACUUCUAUUGACAAUAUCAGCAGAGAAGAAGAGCUUUCAGAGUUGGGAUCCAGGGUUAACAGCCUCUUUGACACAGUCUUGCGCAGGAGGAGCAGGGAGGGGAUAAAAAGAGGACAAUUGGUAGCAGAUAAAUGGACUGAAACAGAACACAGCAGUGGUAUCAGGUGCAGGAUUUCCAAAUCUGAGCUAAGUCUGCAGCGGUCCAAAAAUCUUGGGAUAGCUUUAAGUGCAGAAAAAAAACAGAAUAUUGGCAGAGUCUCUGGUGUUUCUGAUGAACUUUCAAGUGAAGAGGAUGCUGAUGCUAUUGGUCAGAGAAUUUUGUUGCGUAGAAGUGUCGAAGGUGCUUCUAAUGUCAGCAUGAGUGAGAAUCCAAGAAGGAUAUCUUCCAUUGCGUGUGCAAAUCCAUCAGCCUCUCAGCAGGUCAAGGAAACAAUUAAAUCUAUUGAAGACUCUGAUAGUGUAACGGACUCGGAAUUAGACACAACAGCACUUCAUCAGAACAAAUCUCAUUUUAGUAGUGGAGGAUCUCGGAGUGGCAGUAUAUCCUGUAGGGACUCAGAAAGCACCCGCCAUGGCUCUGAAACAGAGGAUGUGCUGUGGGAUGACUUGCUCCAUGGGCCUGAGUGCCGCUCCUCCUUCACCAGUGACAGUGAAGAAGCCAAGGGAAAAGAAGCAAGAGGAGGCAAGCGUGAUUCGAAAGACGAUGUUUUCCAGCAGAACCACCUGUUCUGGCUGCAGAACACGAGUCCCGCUUCAUCCAAAGUGAGUGCUCUCAUCUGGGAGGGGAGUGAAUGCAAGAAACUGGACCUGUCUGUACUGGAGAUUAGCGGGAUCAUCAUGAGCAGGGUCAAUGCCUAUCAGAAAGGAUCAGGUUAUCAGUGGCUGGGAAAUAUUGUUACUAUUGGUUUGGCAUUCCUUCCAUUCCUCUAUCGAUUAUUCCACUCAAAGACCCUGGAACAGUUAUGGUCGCUUUCUUUAAAAGAACUUCUAUUUAUUUUUUGUGGGGGCCUCCCAAUCCCCCCUGUUGUCUUCCUUGCAAUGAUUAUCUUCUUUGAGCGGCUGUGCCUCACCUGGAUGUUUUUCUUCAUGAUGUGUGUUGCUGAAAGAACGUAUAAACAGCGAUUUUUGUUUGCCAAACUUUUUAGCCACAUUACCUCUGCUCGGAAAGCCAGGAAGUAUGAAAUCCCUCAUUUCAGACUGAAGAAGCUGGAAAACGUUAAAAUGUGGUUGUCGCUUCGCUCCUACUUAAAGAGGCGAGGCCCGCAACGUUCUGUUGAUGUCAUUGUAUCCUCCAUCUUCUUACUGGCUCUUUCGAUUGCUUUCAUAUGCUGUGCACAGGUUUUAAAGGGUCACAAGACAUUCUUGAAUGCAGCUUACAACUGGGAAUUCCUGAUCUGGGAAACAGCCCUGCUUCUCUUUUUGCUGCGCUUUGCAUUUCUUGGGUCUGAAACCAACAAGAAAUACAGUAAUGUUUCAAUCCUGCUCACCGAGCAGGUAAAUUUAUAUUUGAAGAUGGAGAAGAAGCCAGAUAAGAAAGAACAGCUCAUUCUUGUGAACAACGUCCUCAAGCUCUCUACCAAGCUCCUGAAGGAGUUAGACACUCCAUUUAGACUGUAUGGGUUGACAAUGAAUCCGUUAAUCUACAACAUUACACGGGUGGUGAUCUUGUCUGCAGUCUCUGGUGUUAUAAGUGAUUUGCUAGGAUUCAAUAUCAGAUUGUGGAAAAUCAAGCCAUGACUUGAAGAACAGAGGUUAAAUUCUCCCCUGAGCAGAGCCUGGGAAUGAUCAAUGGAGGCGAGACGGGCUUGGUAUGGAAGCUGGUGCUUUACACCAACAUGCACGCAUCCUCCUCACUCUUCUAAAUGACUGCAGAGCUUGAAGAUAUGGUUCAAUAAACCUUGGUAAAUUAUCCUAAUAAGUAAAAGUUAUCUUAAUGAGACAAAUCUGCAGCUCCCAUGGAGUGCAGCAGAAACCACCCAUUGCCUCUUACUGGAGAAAUGUGAAAUUAAGAACCAGUUGCAACAGUUGAGUUAUGUUGCAGCAAAAAAUAGUUCAAACUAGUCCCAUUGGAGAGAACUAGAAUAUGAAGAAACAAGGUGUCUACAAGGAUCUAUUUGGGGGGGAGGGGAGGGGGUCACUUUAUUUUCCCUGUAUCCCCUUCUGCCCACCAUUUCUUUAUCUUAUAGUAACCUUUAUAUUUUCUGUCCUUUCCCUUCUGUCUCUCUUUCCUACCCAUCAACCUUUGCUGUCCCCUAGUUUUCAACUUUGUUAUUCAUUUAUAUGCUUUCUCCACAGGGGGAACUCAAAGCAACUUCUAUUGUUUUCAUCUCCAUUUAUCCUGAAAACAACCCUCUGACUGACUGCAGAGUGCGAAUUCAAACUUGGGUCCCCCCAAUUCCUAAUACUUUUACCAUUCUGGUACAUUGGCUGCUACUGAAUAGUAGUGAGUUACCACUGGGCAUGGGUGAAUCCUGGGGUAGUGAAUCACUUGGUGGCAGCUGAUGUGCUUGGUCCUGAUGUGUGCUCUGGGGCAGAUAGGAGGAAAGUGGGGGAAACUUGCAGACCCAAAUAGCCAUGGAAAAGGCCUUGCCCCUUCCUCUGCCUUCUACUGAUUGAAAACAAGGCUUGAAGGCUGGUGAUAUUAUUGAGAUUAUGUAGCACCUUCACACCAUGACCACUGAGGUUCCAGAAGGAUGUUUCUUAAAGCUUUAGGUGCUGCUUGUAUCAUUUUGGUAGGAUGUCCCUGUAUUAUUUUUCAGAAAGCCUGUGGGUUUUCUCAGGUACCUGGAAAGCUCUGGCUUAGCUGUUUAAGGUCCAGUCUGUGGGGCCAUGUGAAGAAUUAAAAAUGUUGACAAGUAGGGACCUGCAAGACUUGGGGAAUCCCAUUCCCCUUCUUUGUGUCUCUAGGCUGCCCACUUGCAGCACGGCUGCCUUCACAGACUUCCACUUCUCCCCAGCAAACCUGUGUGUGUAUGUGGGGAAUUUCACUUGCCCUAUCCCCUGCUAUCUGCCUGUACUUCUCCCUGAAGUUCUGCUCCCCGAGUUGCCUGCUUCUUCACAUCUGUUGUCCUUCCCACCACCACCACUCCCCGAGUUGUCUGCUUCUUCACAUCUGUUGUCCUUCCCAACACUUUUUUGGGGGCAGUGGCAGUGGCUCAUGCCAUCUUCCCUAACCUGCAUUGCUGCAGCCUGUAUGGCUCCUCUUCAUCCGCCUACAUGCUGCUCAGCAAGUUGAAUGCCACCAAACUAAUGGAAGGACAUUGCGGAAGCUUAGACAACACUCCUCUAUUUUGCUUCUGUGUUGACACCCCUUUAAACUUUCCCUGGAGGUUUUUUUCCUUCUUUUUCAAUCCUGGGGGGUGGGGUGUUCUGCCCUAAGUCUGGGAGGGGGACCUGUUUUCUCUGCAUUUAACUACGCAUGGAUGAAAAUCAGACAUAAUUUUAUGUAAAGUAGCUGAGGGAUGUGGUGCUUAGGCCAGAUGCCUGUUACUAGCAGAAACACAUACUUUAUUCAAAUAACUGCUGACUUACACUUUUGAGAAGUCCGAAGUACAACUACUGCAAAGCCUAGAGUAUCAUUCAAGAAAAGCUUUUUAUCAAAGUGUGGGCCGUGCUUAUUUUAGCUGACUUGUAAGAAAAAAUGAAUGACAUUCUAUCCCCAUAUGAUGAGUAUAAUCUCUCCAGGCAUCUGGCAGUUCAGGCUGCAGUUGCUUAGUAACAUACAAGCAGCACCAGAAGGUGACUUACAGUAGGUCUGCCACACACUCCAGGAGAGAUGAUACGUUUAAAAAAAUAUAUAAUUAGCAUUCUCCAAAUAACUCAUUAUGCAAGCUCAGAUUGAGCUGCACAAGCCACACCAUCUCUCCAGGAGAGAACAGCAAUGUUUAUAUCUUACCAUGGAGUAAAAAUAGAUGUUUUACAUGACUUAAGAGGCAAUUACAAAUUUCUGGUGGGAGAGAUUAUGCCACUCAUUGGUGGCAUUUAACCCCAUGUCAAGUGGGCUGGCCCUGAAUUUUUUCCUGCUCUAGGGGACUGAUGAUAAAGCAUUGGUACUCCUGGAACUGUUGCCAAGUAGGGCCAAAGAAGGUAUGCUGAUUCAUACAUGCCUUUUCCCUACAAAUGUACUACUAUGUACAUGUUUGUGAAAAUUGUAUUCAUGAUUAAAACAUCUCCCAAGUGCACAUGCACGCAGAUCAGAACAUCCCUGUAUGUUUUUUUCAUACAACAGGAAAAAAGUGUGAAAUGGUCAAAUGGUAUUGCAUGGCAAUCAUUUGUUUUAAAUAAAGGUAAUUUCACUAGGCUUUUAUAAGUUUUCUGGGCUGUGUGGCCCUGG
This is a messenger RNA of Sphaerodactylus townsendi, 5114 nucleotides long. It is a transcript of the gene PHTF1, whose product is annotated as putative homeodomain transcription factor 1. The transcript is spliced from 19 exons. The record is from RefSeq and is a predicted model, not a curated record. Lineage: Eukaryota; Metazoa; Chordata; Lepidosauria; Squamata; Sphaerodactylidae. Gene Ontology annotation, cellular component: endoplasmic reticulum. The coding region runs from base 200 to 2518 and encodes 772 amino acids.